AUGGCAUCUCCCGUUGGGCGUCUGCAGGGCAAGAAUGCCAUCGUGACGGGCGCCGCCGGUGGCAUCGGUCUCGAGACCUCGAUCCUGUUUGCAAAGGAGGGCGCAAAGGUGUUGAUGGCCGACAUCUCGGCGCCGGCGCUGGAAAAGGCGCUGCUGAAGGUCAAGGAGCUCGUUCCUGGGGCGGCACGGGUCGAGACCACGACUUGUGACGUGUCCAAAGAGGCACAGGUGCAGGCCAUGGUCGAGAGCCUGGACAGCUGGGGCGGUGUGGACGUGAUCUUCAACAACGCGGGCAUCAUGCACGCCAACGACGACGACGCGGUCAACACGCCGGACGCGAUCUGGGACCUGACACAGAACAUCAACGUCAAGGGUGUCUGGUACGGCAGCAAGCACGCGGUGCUGUCGCUGCGCCGCCACAAGAAGACGCGUGGUUCCAUCAUCAACACGGCCUCGGUCGUCGCCCUCGUCGGCUCGGCCACCCCUCAGCUAGCCUACACCGCCAGCAAGGGUGCCGUGCUGGCCAUGACGCGCGAGUUGGCUAUCGUCCACGCUCGCGAGGGCUUCCGCUUCAACUCGCUCUGCCCGGCCCCCCUCAACACUCCGCUGCUGCAGGACUGGCUUGGCGACGACAAGGCUAAGCGCGCCCGCCGUGAGAUCCACUUCCCCGUCGGCCGCUUCGGCGAGGCCGUCGAGCAGGCCCAGGCCGUCGUCUUCCUCGCCUCCGAUGAGGCCAGUUUCGUCAACGGCCACGACAUGGUCGUCGACGGCGGCAUGACCAAGGCCUAUGUCACCCCCGAGGGCCCCGCCCCGGAGGCACCCCUUAACAACGCGCUCAAGAACACGCUCAGUUAA
Messenger RNA from Grosmannia clavigera kw1407, 855 nucleotides. RefSeq names its product short chain dehydrogenase reductase. The coding region runs from base 1 to 855 and encodes 284 amino acids. The record is from RefSeq and is a predicted model, not a curated record. Gene Ontology annotation, molecular function: oxidoreductase activity. Lineage: Eukaryota; Fungi; Ascomycota; Sordariomycetes; Ophiostomatales; Ophiostomataceae. The transcript is spliced from 3 exons.